Messenger RNA from Striga asiatica, 366 nucleotides. NCBI's taxonomy places the organism in Eukaryota, Viridiplantae, Streptophyta, Magnoliopsida, Lamiales, Orobanchaceae. The record is from the annotation of a GenBank genome assembly.
AUGUAUAUCCCCAGCAUGUGGUACUGGCCGGCGCCGUACGCCUGCCCACACAGUGUCUCUAGUGCACUAGCCAUUCCCAACUGUACGGAGAAAUACCAAGAGGCCGAAAUCAAAACCGGUGAUGACGCUGAUGAGGAUAGAAAUGGCGGCGAAUUCGGUGUCGCCAAGGUGUCCGGCAAAGGCUUGGGUGAUGACAUUGUACGAGAAGCGAGUCGACUCACUAUUGCGGGACCCACUAUACGCCAAAGCAGCUUUGACUCGGCCAUGAACCUUCGCCCGAGACUCGCAUCAUGGAUAUUGCUCCACUCAUUAUCACCUCUCGACACUAGCAAAGGAGCGUUACUUUCUUCUCCCAUGACUUUAUAU